UGCGCGGCGCCCGCCCUCCCUCAGUCAGAGCUUCUCGUCUGAGGCUGCUGAGGCGGCGGCUGGUUUCGUGGUCGCGGUACCUGUUCCAACACGGCUCGCGGGCCCGUGCCGGCCCCGGUCCCCGGCGCGGCUGUCCGAGCCCCUGCGGCGGGCGGGCGAUGGUGCGGCGGAGCGCGCGGACGCGGGCGGCGCGGCGGCGGGCAUGAAGGAGGAUGGAAGGGCAGGACGAGGUGUCGGCGCGGGAGCAGCACUUCCACAGCCAAGUGCGGGAGUCCACGAUAUGUUUCCUUCUUUUUGCCAUUCUCUAUGUUGUUUCCUACUUCAUCAUCACAAGAUACAAGAGAAAAUCAGAUGAACAAGAAGAUGAAGAUGCCAUCGUCAACAGGAUUUCGUUGUUUUUGAGCACGUUCACUCUCGCAGUGUCAGCUGGGGCUGUUUUGCUUUUACCCUUCUCAAUAAUCAGCAAUGAAAUCCUGCUUUCUUUUCCUCAAAACUACUAUAUUCAGUGGCUAAAUGGCUCCCUGAUUCAUGGUUUGUGGAAUCUUGCUUCCCUUUUUUCCAACCUUUGUUUAUUUGUAUUGAUGCCCUUUGCCUUUUUCUUUCUGGAAUCAGAAGGCUUUGCUGGCCUGAAAAAGGGAAUCCGAGCCCGCAUUUUAGAGACUUUGGUCAUGCUUCUUCUUCUUGCGUUACUCAUUCUUGGGAUAGUGUGGGUAGCUUCAGCACUCAUUGACAACGAUGCCGCAAGCAUGGAAUCUUUAUAUGAUCUCUGGGAGUUCUAUCUACCCUAUUUAUAUUCCUGUAUAUCAUUGAUGGGAUGUUUGUUACUUCUCUUGUGUACACCAGUUGGCCUUUCUCGUAUGUUCACAGUGAUGGGUCAGUUGCUAGUGAAGCCAACAAUUCUUGAAGACCUGGAUGAACAAAUUUAUAUCAUUACCUUAGAGGAAGAAGCACUCCAGAGACGACUAAAUGUGGGAAUGCUCUGUGCAGGAAAUCCAGAAGUUGCAAUGGGAAGACAAGUGCCAGAAGAACAAGCUGGACAGCUACUUUUGGGAAAAUGGAUUCAGGAGGGAGGAGACAUGACAGCAAACCCAUGGCUGUCUUCAUCAGUGGAAUACAACAUAAUGGAGUUGGAACAAGAACUUGAAAAUGUAAAGACUCUUAAGACAAAAUUAGAGAGGCGAAAAAAGGCUUCAGCAUGGGAAAGAAAUUUGGUGUAUCCUGCUGUUAUGGUUCUUCUUCUUAUUGAGACAUCCAUCUCGGUCCUCUUGGUGGCUUGUAACAUUCUUUGCCUAUUGGUUGAUGAAACAGCAAUGCCAAAAGGAACAAGGGGGCCUGGAAUAGGAAAUGCCUCUCUUUCUACGUUUGGUUUUGUGGGAGCUGCACUUGAAAUCAUUUUGAUUUUCUAUCUUAUGGUGUCCUCUGUUGUCGGCUUCUACAGCCUUCGAUUUUUUGGAAACUUUACUCCCAAGAAAGAUGACACAACUAUGACAAAGAUCAUUGGAAAUUGUGUGUCCAUCUUGGUUUUGAGCUCUGCUCUGCCUGUGAUGUCGAGAACACUGGGAAUCACUAGAUUUGACCUACUUGGCGACUUUGGAAGGUUUAAUUGGCUGGGAAAUUUCUAUAUUGUAUUAUCCUACAAUUUGCUUUUUGCUAUUGUGACAACAUUGUGUCUGGUCCGAAAAUUCACCUCUGCAGUUCGAGAAGAACUUUUCAAGGCCCUAGGGCUUCAUAAACUUCACUUACCAAAUACUUCAAGGGAUUCAGAAACAGCCAAGCCUUCUGUAAAUGGGCAUCAGAAAGCACUGUGAGACACACAGACAGCGUCUUUUGCCACCAAGAGACCCGAGAACUCCAGACUCACGACAUUCCUGUCCCAUGUAGAAGCAUUUGCAUUUCAACCUUGGCUCCUCUUCAGAACCUAGACCUACCAGUGCCAUUUUUUUUUUCAUGAUCUGCGAAGAACUUGGCUAUGGCUGAUCUUUUUUAAAUUUAACUUUCUGAUAGACCCUGUAGUUUCCAGUUAAAAUUGUUUUCACCUGAUAUGAAAAUGUUAGAAAAGGCAAACUCUGGGACUUUUAAAGAUUUACUUAAAUCCCAUUAUGUACUUUAUUCAGAAUGUAGAAGCCGACCUGAAAGGCAUCCUUGGUACUAAGUGAAGCUUCUUCAGAAAAUGCAUUUUUCAAAUGCCAUGGGAACUGCUUGUAGAUAUUAUUUUUGCAGUGUGUGUUGGAGCUGUAAUGGUUGCAAUUAUGUUUCUUAUUUCCUUAAAAGCAAAAAGCGUAGUUUCUGAUUUAUGUUAUAGAAUGAUACUGAUUAGACCUUGAGCCAAGGGGAAAAUACUAAAUUCUUUUAAACCUUAGAGAGCCACAGGAAUUACCUUCUGUUGUACAGUCUAAUAAGCUGUGGCAGGAAGUAUCAUGUAAUCACAGUUUAAUGAGUUUAUCUGUAUAAUUCAGUAUUCCCUCUGAUAACAUAGUUGCCAGUGUUUAAUACACUUGUAACUUGGAUUUUUGCCUUAUAGGCUAUAUGUAUACUCAGUUUUUUAAAGCAUUGUUUUCAGAGAUCACUUAAUUCCUCAUGCUUCUGUAAUGCGUAUAAAAACUAUAAAUGCCGAGUGGUAGAAACUCCUCUUUCCUCAUAGCCCUCAGGCUUUGGUUACUUUUACAUAUGCCAUUUGAAGCCUCCAGCUUUUACCAGUUUAACAUCCAGAGUUCACAGCAUCAGCAUUCAUGGUGUAAGAACAGUUUUGCAGUAUAACACCAUCUGAUAAUCAUUCAGUUAUUAAAUUGUAAAUAAUUAUUAGGAUGGUUUCUUGGCUUUAAGUCUACUGAAUAAAAGCUAUGAAAUGGCACUCUGCUAACCAACCACUAGGAUAGAAUACGGAAAUCUGUGCAUGUGAAAAUAGGAGAUGGGCCCAUUUGCGCACAAUUCGUAGUUACGCAAUCUACUAUAUAAAUAUUUCACAUGCACUAUGUGUAUGAGAAUAGAUUGUUCAGACAAAAGUAAAACUUUUUUUCAAAUUGCUACAUUUAAAAGUUUUCUGGAAGAAAUUUAUGGAACACAGGCUGUGUCUAUUUGACAUCAGAAAUUUCCACUUUAAACGAAAAUAAUAAGAAACUUUAAUAUGUAUAUUUACAACCUUCGUUGAGUACGCUUCCCCCGUAUUUAUACGUCUGCGUUUCCUUCCGAGCUUCACAUCUUUCUAAAAUGCAACUUGGUUUUAAAAUAAAAGAACGUUCAUUUUGUGAUUCUAAACAACCUUCAGUAAAUACCACCAGUAUAGGACUGGUGAAUUUCUCAGCAUAAAAUCGACAUACCUAAAAAGUUAAUAAAAUUCAGCUCUUUUCCAAUUUCAUUGUUAUGCCUAUUGAAGUAUUAAUUGCAAGGUUUGAUUUUUAGUGAAGCUUGGAGUCCGUACUUUGAGCAGACCAAGUCAAGGGAAGAACAGAAAGAAACUCAGGAGUAGAGUAAUAUCACUUUUCACUUAACACCACUUUCAGGGCACAUCCAAAGAGUUCCUAGAUACUUGUAAAAUGUCUGAAAAUUUUUAAGUAAAAUAUUAAACUUUUCAAUGUUUAGCUCAACUUUUUGUUCAUUUGGAAGUUUCUCUCCGUCUGAGGACUUAAGCCAAUUUUGGAUUUGUAAGCCCUGAGUACAAUACACUUCCUGGAGGCAUCCUCACUGCUGUUGAAGCUGAGGCUGUGCAUGGGGUGGAAGGACGGCUUCGAACCUGGGACUCAGAUGCACUGAGAACAAAUAGAUUGUUACAGCCUUGGGCUGCUGCAUAAUCACAGUUCCUCGAGGCUCCUCCUGAGCACAUGCCCAGGCAUCUGCCUCUGGAGAGACUGACUCCAAAUUUAGGUGCUUCCAUUGGACCUAGGUUGGAGGCUGCUUUAUAUGACGAACUCCAGAAAUGGAUGCCAGAAUACGGAGGCCAAACGUUCUGAGUCCUGGUAAGGACAUUCACUCUGGGGAUCUUCAUUUUACUGCAGUUCCUGUGCGCCAGUGAAAGAGAGGAGAUAGACCCUGGAAGGCAGAGCUGCAAAUGCUCAUCAUGAGGUCAAUUCUGGAGCUACAAUUUUGUUUCUGACUGGAUGGGGAUGCACCGGUGACUGUCAAAUCAAACAGUCCUUUUAUUCUCUCUCCUUUAGUAUUGAUUUUAAAGGGCAUUAGGCACUAUGGUUCCAGAGUUUCUUGGGGAAACUUUGCAGAUUCUUAUUAAUUGGUUCUGCAAUACUUAAAUAAAUUAUUUUACAAUUAUAAGUUUUCAGAUUAUAACAUUUGUAUUAAUUUUUGCUGAUUUUCCAAGAUACUUCUUAGAUUUACUAUUUACGUAGCUUUAUGUACAUUCUCUGUAAAAAUAGACCUCUAAGUAUUGAGACUUUAUAUGAAAAUUGUACACACAUAUACACUAAAGUUAGCUCCUUAAAUUGCUGCACUAAGGUGCUGGUUAGUAGAGACGGACAGAGCCGCUUGCGUUUUGCGCUCAGAUGCAUUGAAGGCGCACGUGUACCUGCUCUCAGCGGCAGUGCGGCCUCCCCAUCUGCUGGGUGCCCAUGGCCCUCCCUGCAGCCUCAGUGAUGACCUCGUCUGCCAGGGACACAGGUUUUCAUCAUUUACAGGCUCUUAUGUGCUUGUUUUGUUGGUAGCACGUUAUUUGAUGCAGAAAGGCAGAAUUCUUACAAGUUUUUUUUUUAAAUGUGAACAUAGAUGCAGCACCGACUUUUUAAACUUGAAAAAACUGGUAUAAUGUUAACUUUUAAAAAUAACAUUUGGACACACUAGUAAUUGAUUUUUGUUUACAGAUUGUUUCGUUUACAAAUUGUUAGUCUUUGUUUCUAUGAGAUACUUUUAGUGUGACUUUUAAAAUGUCUUAGAAAUUAAAGUUGUACAAAAAGUGA
This is a messenger RNA of Pongo pygmaeus (Bornean orangutan), 4901 nucleotides long. It is a transcript of the gene LMBR1, whose product is annotated as limb development membrane protein 1. The coding region runs from base 213 to 1808 and encodes 531 amino acids. NCBI's taxonomy places the organism in Eukaryota, Metazoa, Chordata, Mammalia, Primates, Hominidae. Gene Ontology annotation, molecular function: transmembrane signaling receptor activity. The transcript has 18 exons. Gene Ontology annotation, cellular component: plasma membrane. Gene Ontology annotation, biological process: signal transduction. The record is from RefSeq and is a predicted model, not a curated record.